AUGGCUGAAGCAGUUUCUCCAAUAACUCGACAAGUAACUAAAGAAAAUCAGGAAGUUUGGAUCCCUUCUGUCGAUUAUCGCCUUGAAGACGUCGAAGACUGUUUAAUUUACGACCGACAAGGAGUCUCUGCUCCCUUCAAGAAAUUAUAUCAAGACAGGAAAUCAGUCAUAAUUUUCGUGCGGAAUUUCUUGUGCUACAGCUGUAAAGAAUAUGUGGAAGAUUUGAGCAAAAUACCUAAAGAAGCACUAGAGGAUGCCGACAUUAGGCUGGUUGUGAUUGGUCAGUCUGCUCAUCGUCACAUAGAGCCAUUCUGCUCAUUGACGGGGUAUCCUUAUGACAUUUAUGUGGAUCCGGAGAGGUGCAUUUAUCGAAAGCUUGGGAUGAAGAGAGAGGAGAAAUUUACAGACUCAGCCAACCCCAGUCCCCAUGUGAAGUCUGGUAUGUUUAUGGGACAAAUGAAGAGUAUCUGGAGGGCCAUGACCAGCCCUGUGUUUGACUUCCAAGGGGACCUACACCAGCAAGGUGGAGCCAUUAUUGUAGGACCAGGUGCUCACGUUCAUUUUUCCCAUUUUGACAUGAACCGCCUGGACCACAUGCCCAUUAACUGGCUCCUGCAGCUCGCCGGAGUUCAACAGACUCUGGACUUCAGCAAUAAGCCAAAGACCGUCCAUGUGUAGCAAGCUAUACGCCUGAAGUUGUGCUUCCCUCCACAUCACUAUUAUUAUCGCACAUGCAAGGAUUUAGGUUACACAUGUUGCUUGUUUACAUUACCACUGUGCACUGACAAAUUGCUACAAAAAGAGUUGGGGCAACAUCAUUCUAAAAUAUUUGUGUCCCAGUAUAGUUCAUUGUUUAUCAUGUCUGUAGGCUACUGGUUAGCCACUUGAGUGCCUUGUCAAAAUCUUGGAUAGGUCUAAAACAUACAGUCUAUGUUGAGUCUGAAAGUUCAUUAUUGAUCUUGUAAACAGUAGUUUGACAAAAACAGAAUCUUAAUUCAAGGUCUCUUUACUAGCUUUUUCCAGAGCUUCCAAUCACAUCUCAUGAGCUGCUGAUGUUGAAAACUCUCUCCGUUUUGGUUUGUGCACCCAAUUAUGAACCUUUUGGAGCAUUUGGACCAAAAAUAAAUAGCUCCAGAACCCAAAAAGUUAGUUUCCAGUUGUAACAAAUACUAUUCAGGUUUUCCUUGAUCUCAAAUGCAAACUGUGAAGAAAUCAGUGGGCAUGUCAUAUUCUACAGAUUGGAAAGAGAGGAUGUAAAGCAACCAUGGAGAAGUCAAAUGAAAAAUUGUCUUCUUAUUCUUAUUAUUAAUAGAUUGUAAUAGACUUGCUACCAUGGUUUCUUCCAUUGUGCAUGGUGCAACGCCUUCUGAUGAUGACGUAUCCAUGAUUACACUGGUUCGGCUCAAUACUGGUGGAAACAUGGUCUGGUUCUCUAGAUAGCACCAAGGCUCUAGGAAUCCUGAACAGAACCAGAUCAAGCACCACAGACAAACUGGUAAAAAAAAAGUGGUGUAAUUGAACUCAGCAAAUUCAUUCUUCCAAAGAAGAUCAUGAGAUGUGGUGAAAAUCUUUGGAAAAAACUGGUUGGUUGUCCUUGAGGUCAGAUCAGUUUUGUCAAAAUACAGUUUGAUGUGAAAGGAUGAGUUAUGUGUUGUGGAGUGUGUAAGAGGGCAAUGAAUGCAUUACUGUUUCAUUUUCUACCUUUUCUAUCAGCUAUGUAUUAAGUUGUGUAAUUCUGUUGUCAUACCUGUGUUAAGAUGGUUAAUAUUUAUGAACACUUAAUAACAAUAGAGUGCCCCCAGGAUGAUGUUUUUCUUUAGGUUAACCCAAACGCUAUCUUUACCCUGGUUCCCUCAUCAAAAAGCCUAUGGGAUUUUUCCAUUUGAUUUUGGAUCAUUGCGGCAAAUAAGCUGUGGCAAAAAAACAUUAAUAAUACUGGCAGGUUUUGCUCAGUAAGAUAACCUCAACACUACUUUCAGGAUUUUUGAAGCCUGUAAUCAACAGAGGUAAAAAGCUAUUCUUACGCUAUAACAAACUACACUACAGUCGCAUCGCCACCACAACAAGGCUUUACAAGGCAUGAUGACCUUCUGUAGUCUGAUUUACCCGUUGUUGGCAACUGCCUUUUUAAAGACACGUAAAAGCUUCAAAGUUUGCGAGGGGGGUAUUUACUAAGAGUUUUAGAUUGUAGAACAAAAUCUGAAAUUCUCUUUAGCUUGUGUUAACAGACCUUAUUUCAGGCUUCUAACCAAAAACUCAUUCAAAAAAAACAUUGACUUUGAGACGAGGUAACCAGAAGGACUGAAAUGCAAACUUAUUUCCAGGUUUUAGGUCUCAUUGCUAGGGUUCUCUAUUGGUGCACCAAUGUCAGUGACUGACCUUUUGUCUUCUUUUUAUACCCACUUUUAUCAUAUCCACAGUGUUUAUUAAACUGCAAGUAAAGUUCAAUUGCUA
Molecule: messenger RNA, 2454 nt
Organism: Plectropomus leopardus (leopard coralgrouper)
Lineage: Eukaryota; Metazoa; Chordata; Actinopteri; Perciformes; Serranidae
Gene: prxl2c
Product: peroxiredoxin like 2C
Source: RefSeq, a predicted model, not a curated record